Orbilia oligospora ATCC 24927 is the source of this 1347-nucleotide messenger RNA. RefSeq lists its product as uncharacterized. The coding region runs from base 1 to 1347 and encodes 448 amino acids. The transcript is spliced from 4 exons. The record is from RefSeq and is a predicted model, not a curated record. Lineage: Eukaryota; Fungi; Ascomycota; Orbiliomycetes; Orbiliales; Orbiliaceae.
AUGGAGCCUAACCAGCCACCUCAGGCUCUGGACCAUUCAUCGAUUGGUUUACUUAGUAGCUACAGCUGUUACCCGCCGCCACCACUCCCAGGGCAAUCUGAACCUUGGAUGUUGAUGGCUGUGCCUGAACUCACAGCACGCUCUGGCUCUGAGAAUAUUUCGCUACAAAAAACCUACCCUAGUCUGCAACCGUCAAUCAUCCAGCCCGUGCCAUCGUCAUCACCAAUACCACAUUCUGUGAUAAACACACAGCUACAGAAACUAGAAGUUGAUUCCCAGGAUAUUGGGAGCCGAGUAAUCAAGGGGCAGGACAUCCUCGAUUUGGGGCGAAUUAAAAAUCUGUCGUUGUCGGACCACCAGGGCUUGAUCCAGAAUCCCAAGGUAACGAAACUCGAUAUCCGUGAUCAGAUAGCAUUGCAUGAAGCUCUGGUGGAGAAAUUGAAUGCAGAGUACAGAUCAAGAGUAGAUAAUCUCCAGCGAAGUCUUCAUUCCGGAUCUGGCGAAAUAAAGCCAGUGAACAUGAUAAACUUCCGUAAUAUUGACGAAGUCGAGCCUGAGAAGGGGAAGGGGAAGGGGAAGGAGGAAUUACUCAAGGGCCUCAAAGAAUUGGAACAAAAACUAUUUCAACCGAAGAGAUCUAACAGAUUGGGGGAUAUAGCAAAGCAUUACUGUACUGUUGAAGACUGUGAUAAGACUUUUGGCAGGAGUAGCGAUCGCGAACGACAUGAGCGUACUGUCCAUGUACACGGAGGCUCAGGGCCAAAUAGACUCCCUCGUAAAAGAUAUGUCUGCCUUGAGCCUAGUUGCAAAAGAAGCGAAGAAUUUUCUGGUCUCGAGGCUAAAGAAUUUUCACGGAAAGAUAAUGCAAAGGCACAUGUGACCAAAAUCCACAAACUUCGCGGUUUGGAUGCGGUAAAGAAAAUCGGGGAAAGGAAGAUCUUGGUGGGAGAUCUAGAGCAAAAAUCUGAAGGAUGGCCAACUACAAACCCUCAGGAGCCCUUCCCAAUCCAGGCCCGAACUCAUAAGAUAGUUUCCUCUAAGCAUACUGACCUUCAAGCUGAUUAUUUCAGUUUUGAGAGUGGGUUGAAUGCCGAAGUCCUCCGUGGGGACUGGUGGAGUGAUGCCAGAGGAGAACUUUCUUCCCAAACAUCUCAUAAUGAAACCAGUCUCAACAAUGUCGCAAUCUCGAGUUGUUUUUUACCUUCUCAACGGCAAAGUAUUAAUUCUCUACAACUUCACCAAAACCAAAACGAUAUCACAAUUUUGGCGCCACAAUCCCGCAUAGCCGAAGAAAGCAGUGGAGUGAUUACAAUUGGAUAUGUCGAACCGGGUGCGGAGGGUGUGUAA